CCAUUUUUGUUUGUGGUGGGCCAUCGGCUGCUCCUACCGCCAAUCCACCUUGCCGGUGGAGACGCCCAGGAGGCAAUUAUCCUGUCAGGAAACUUUUUACGCAGCCGAAGCAGCUAGCAAAACAGAAUGCCAGCAAAAACAAAGGCCGGCCAGGUCACUUGAAAAGGAGCCGGCGGCACCCUCGUCGUUUCCGGACAGCCAACCCCCUGAGCGGGUUGCUCGGUCGCAGUUUGUUGUGGCCCAAAUGUCAUGGCAACCGCUCGGAAAUUGAAAACGGGACGGAAAACUGGAGAGUUGCUGUGGCGAAUCGGGGAAUAUUUUCACGCAGAACGCGAUUGACCGCCGAGGAGCGAGGCCAUGAGCCACCAGGAUGAGCACGAGCAUGGACAUACCAGAAACCGUAUCGCUGCGCAAGUUCCGCGACUUUUCGGCGCGCCAGAGGCAGGAGCUCUACGAAACGCUCCUCGAACUGGCCGAGUCCAUCGAUGAGCUGCCCAAGAAGUCGCUGAGGAAGACCCUGGAGCUCACCCUCGCCGUUUUGGAGUACAAGGGCGAGCAGGUUCAGCAGUUGCAGGAAGCAGCAAGCGGAGGAACCUCCUCCGACCGCCGCCUGCAGGACGAGAAUGAGAAGCUGAAGCGAAUGCUCCAGAGGCUGGAGGACGAACGCGAUGGCCUCAAGAGCAAGGCCAAGGAGUUAGGGGAGCAAAUCCGCCAGUUGGAGCUGCGCCUGAGGGAGGCGGCCCAGCAGGCGGAGGUCAGCGACAAGGACUCAUCGGAUCCCCUGUCCGAGCUGGACAAGCAGGAGCAGCUGCUCCAGAACAUCGACUCCAAGAACAAGCACAUCAAGCGGCUGCUGAAGGAAAUCGAGACACUUCAAAACCAAAACAUAGCUCAGUCGAAGACCAUAGUCCUCCACGAACGGGAGCUGCAGAGCAUCAAGGCGAACCUUGUGCAACUCAGCCAGGACAUCACCAAGGUGGAACAGGAGCGCAAGUCCCUGAAGCAAAGGGAGCAGCAGCAGGCCCUGGAAAUCACGCGCCUGGAGGGAAAUGUUACCUUCCUGGAGGUGGAGCGCGAAAAGCAGGAGCUGGAAAUGCGACAGUUCCUGGACAAGUACGAGACCAAGUCGCUGGGCUGGCGGCAGGCACUCGAGGAUCGGGACAAGGAGCUGGAACGUCUCAAGAAACAACUGGAGGGCAAAAGCAUCAGCUCUGCCCAAACCAAUUCCUUCAGUAGUCAGAGUCAGCAGGAGGAGGAGCACAUCAAGCUGCGACAUCUUUUAGAAUCCCGGGAACAGCGCAUCGAGAAGCUGGAGGCGAAGAUCAAGUCGAUGGCGGAGGAGAUGGCCAGCUCCACGAGGGUGAUGAACCAGUUGUGCCAGGAGAAGGAGCGUGCCCACGAUCCCGAGCAGCCGCGAGCUUGCUGCCAGUUGAUCGAGGAGCGCCUGCGGGCAGCCACUGCCCGGAGUCAGCAGCUCUCGGAGAUGCUGGAGGCGGCCGAGCAGGACAACGUUCUCAAAUCCAAGCAGGCCCUGCACGCCAUAAGUGCCCUGGAGUCCUACAAGCGGGAAGAAGAUGGCCUGAUUCCUGCCCUGCGCCGCUGCUCGGGAUUGGAGCAGAAGCUGGCGGCACGCGACAAGCAGCUGAGGGGCUACAUCCAGGAGCUGAACUCCCUGCACGAGGUGGUCCAGGAGAACGAGAUUCUGCGGCGCCAGCUUCACAUACCCGACGACGUGGUCAUCAUGGCCAAGAACGUCCAUGCCAAGCAGCGCAACAAGGACAAGCAGAUCGAGCGACUGACCCUCAAGCUGAGGACAUCCGAGGAGUUGCGUCUGCAACUGAAACUGGAAAAGAGCGAACUGAGGCGGAAGCUCAUGGAGCUGCAGCAGGAUGGCCCGCAGCCCUUGAACGAAUCCCUGCAGGCGCCCAGCGAAGUGGGUGAAGUGCCCCAUAGUGUGCCCCUGGAGAAUUCGCCCAGACGUGGCCAAGGCGACGGAGCAGCCAGUUCCGAGAUGCAGAACCGCUACGACGAAGUCCUGGCCGAAAAUGAAACGCUGCGCUCGGGCAUGUACGAGAUACUGGAGAAGUUGCGGGAAUACGAUGCCACCUCGGAGCACAUCACCAUCGAUUCCGAUCUCUUGCGCCGCCUGAUCGAAGCUCUUCCCGGCGGAACGACCACGCCGCAGCGACUCCAGGGUCAACUGUUGGAGCUGAAGGCCCGAGAGGAGGCACUGCGUCAACUGCUCCAGCAGCAGAACUACAGUGACUCCGAGACGGGAGAACUGUCCUCAGUGCACAGCCUGUGUGAGAUUCCCGACAUCGCAGAGGAGCAACCUGUCGAGGAGGAUGCAGUGGUGAACACAGCCACCAGGCCAAGUUCGCCCACUGAAGCCACGCAGGGAUUACGCAGACCCACAGUGCCAGAUCCCGAGGAGAAACCGCGCAACGAGGCCCUGGCCGAGCUCUCCAUUCUGCGCAAGCACUACGACGAACUGCGUCUUCAUAUGUCCGCCGAUGGCAGUGAUCUGCUGAACCAGAACCAGCAGCUGCACGACCAACUGAUCGCAUUGGAGUUGCAGCUGGAGAAGCAGCGGAUGUCUUACACCUACAUGCGCAGGGAUUACGAUGAACUGCUAACGGAGAGCAGAAAAAAGGAACUCCGCUUCAUAGAUGAGCAGGCAUCUCUAGCCAGGCAGUUGGAGCGGCUCAAGUGUGAACUAUUGGGAGCACGAGAGGAAUUGGAGAAAGCGCAUCGAAGGAACCCAUACUCUGCGGAGGAGCAGCAGAAGCUGGAGCACAGGAACGCCAUAUUGAGCAUGCAGCUGGGUCAGGCGGUGGAGCAGCUGCUGGGCGAGCUGAAGCCCACGGAAAUAUGUGCAGAGUACGGAAUAAUCAGGGAGAACUAUCAGCUGGACUUCAUCACAGCCGGGGACUUCGAGAAGCAGCAGCAGGAGCUGCUCACUUGGAAGACCAAGCAGGCGGAGCUGCAGAGGGAGAGCAAGCAGCUGGAAGGUCUGCUCCAAGUAGCCAAUGAACAGAUUCACUCCCAGCAAAAGCUGCUCAACGAGAUCACGGAUAACCACAUCAAUCUGCGUCACCUGGUGGCCGAUCUUCAGAGCAGCUGCGACGAGAAGCUGAUGCUGGCCAAGGUGCAGAGGGACUUGGAUAGUGUAAAAGCUGAGUGCUCCCGCUUGGAAACAGAGCGCGAGAAAAUGCAGCUGAAGGCGGACUCCCUGCAAUCGCAACUGGAGACCAGCGAGUCAUCCCUGAAGCAGGCACACCAGGACUUCCAGCAGGAGCGCACCAAUAGCGAUAUUAAGCACAAAUUCCUCCAGCAUUCACUGUUUAUGCUCAAAGAUAAAUAUGCCAAAUUCACGCCACUGGUCUUCCUCACCAACUUUGUGUUCGCCUACCAAAAGUUCCAGCGCCGUCUGGAGGAGGAGCAAGUGCAGCAGCGACAGAGGGACCACACCGCCCUGGCUGACGAAGUGACCGCUGUGGUCCAGGCGGAAAUUGGGCUCAACGAGGAAAGUUCCCAGCAGCUGGUGAAGCUCAUAAAGUCUGAAACGCAGGCUAGACUCCUGGAACAGCGUUGCGAGAUCCUGCAGGCCAAACAGGAGGAACUCCUUCGGGAGUUGGGAGAGUUGCGGAUAAGCCAGGCCACCGACACCGAGCACUGGAGCACCAUUCAAGCCUUGUUCGGUGACGGAGGGCCAAGAAGGCAACCCAUGGCGGAUGCGGAGACCAACACGGACGCGAUGGCUCCCAUUCCGGCCAUGAGAAGGGCAGUCCAGUUGAUAGACAGGGAAUCCUCGCCCAUUGGAUCUCCGCUCCGAAAACAUCCGCACCUGGACACGGCCACGCAGACGCUGGAGGCGCCAGUCAACUUCUCGGAGACGGCGGUCCAAACAAAUGGCAUUCCUGGCCAGCAGAAUCAAGCGGUUCAGACAGCGGAGGCAGUGGAGGACAGCAGGAGAGAUUCACGCGCGGAGCUAGAGAAAAUGCAAGAAACCCUCCAGGAAGCCAAUCAGCGCAUCGAGGUGCUAGGCAAGCAGUUGGAGGCUUCCAGAUCGGAGAGUCGCGAGUCCGAGAGUCCCCACGGUGGGGUGGUGGAGAAGACCAUACUCUCGUUCCACACCCUGCUCCUGGAGAAGGACCAGUCCAUCCAGAAGUACCAGGACCUUCUGCAGACCGAGCGAGAUCAGAGUCAGCAGGCACUUAGCAAGCAGCUGGCCGAAAACGAAUCCCUCAGGGCCACUGUGAACAACCUGAACUUCAACAUCAAGACGAAGGAUGCAGAGAUUCAGAGCCUCCGGGAGCAGCUGAAACAGAAGCCCGAGGUACCGGUAGAGCGCAACUCGACGACGGAUUCGAGCUCCAGCUCCAGUUCGGACAGCUCGGUCAACGAGCUGACGGAUGAGAAGAUCGAGGAACUCUUUGAGAGCAGCUCAGUGGACAGACCCCAAGAAGAGACGGAGGUGCAUGUGGGUGCGGUUCCAGAAAGCAUAGUUGCCGAAGAGCCCGAGGGCGAGCAGGAAAAGCAGGACACAGAGGAGCUGAAGGAAGUGCCGACGCUGCACAAGCAAAUCAAGGAGCUCAAGGAUAAGCUGGAGUACAGCGAAAGGAGCCUCAAGACCAGGGAGGAGGAAGUGGACAUACUAAAAGAGAAGUUGAAGCUGUGCCAGGAGCGGGAGAAGUCGGUCGAGAGCGCCGUGAGUCCCGAACUGGACCAGCUACGCAUCUUUCUGGAUGAGAAGGACAAGCACAUCAAGGAUCUGAUGGACACGCUCAAGAACUUCCACGACGACCAGCAGCGCUAUAUCAAAGACACCUCGAACUUCUCGGAGGACCAGAUAGCCAAACUGGCUGCCGAUCUCAACCGCACCGAGGCCACCAACAAGAUCUAUCACACCCAGAUGGAGGCACUGCGCCGCCAGCUGGCCAACGUCACCCAGCGCGAAAAACAAGCCAGGGAUCUCAGUCAGUCGCUUCGCCAGCAGCUACUCAAGCGCCCAGUGGUCUCUAUCAAAACGGAGCUGAAUGCCCGCGUGAAGAACGAGAACCAGCAGAAGCGAAUCCAGCAGCUGGAACUGGACUUGGACGAGGCGCGUGGCCAACUGCAGCGACAGCAGGCGCUCCUGGAGGCCAAGCGCACGCGCAGUGCCAAUGAGGUGCAGCUGUGGGAGAAGCAGAAGCGGUACCAACAGCAGGCGGAGAAGACCAAGGCCAGGCUGGAGGAGACCGAGCUGGCGCUGGAAAAGACCCGAGCCCUACUCCAGGGAGCCCGCACCACGAUUGCCCGUUUGGAAAAGGACAAGCAAAUGCUCGAGUCCAAGCUGGGCAGGAACGGUCCCUCGAGCAACAGUUCUGGUGGCAAUAAUCUCAAGUGCUGCCGCACUCCGUCCUGUCCGAAUCUCCAGCAUGUGGGUGUCAGCAAGUUCGCGCCCUCGCCUUCGGAGAGUCCGGAGACCUACACGGGUCCCAGCAGCGAGUGCAGCUCUCCGGCGCAUCAUCACGCCCAGAUCUUCGAUCAGAGUCAGGUGGACCUCAUAGAGGCGCUCAAGUCGCGCAUUGAGCUGCAGCAGCGCAAGAUCAUCGCCAUGGAACUGGAGGGCAGGGGCAGCAAUGCCCUGACCACGGAGCUGGAAAAGCUGCAGGAACGCUGCCAGGCCAUCGAGGCCCAGAACAUCCGGCUGGAGGCCAGGAACCUCCAGCUGCAGCUGGACUCCGAUCUCUUGAGGCAGGGCGACAGCAGCGACCGGCUGCAGAAACGGAUCAAGCACUUGGAGGACUACAUCAUCGCGCUCAAGGAGGAGAUGGCUCGCAACGAAUCCCGUCGAGAGUUGUGCAAGUGCAGUGGCCUCAAAGUGAGCACCAAUCAGGGCCAAUCGGCGGAGCAGACGAUCCUAUCGCUGCGCAAUCUCGUGGAGAAGUUGCGAUCGGAGAACAAGUUCCUGAAGGAUGGUCGGCGAUCCACGGAGUCCCGCAGCUCCACGGACUCCACUCCUGCAGAGGCGGCACGUCUGCAGCAGCAGCAUGCAGAGGCGCUGGACAAAAUAAGAGCUCUGCAGCAGGAGCUGCAGAAGCGGACCAAGUGCAGCCAAUGCGGUGGACGCAGCAAGGACGCUGCCAACGAGGAGCUCAAGUUCAUCAAGGAGCAGCUGGUGAAGAAGACGCAGCUGCUGCAGAAGGCCAAAGUGCUUUUGACCCGUGCUGCCGCCAAGGAAAAGGUGCUGAGGGAACAACUGGCCUUGUGGAAACGAAAGUGCUCCGAGUUGCAAAAUGUGCCCGUGAUCGAUGAGAUUAGCGAAUAACCAGUAUUGCUCAUAAGAUGAAUGUUGUACAGGAAAAGAGGA
Molecule: messenger RNA, 6355 nt
Organism: Drosophila erecta
Lineage: Eukaryota; Metazoa; Arthropoda; Insecta; Diptera; Drosophilidae
Gene: Cep290
Product: centrosomal protein of 290 kDa
Exons: 14
Coding region: 371-6313 (1980 amino acids)
Source: RefSeq, a predicted model, not a curated record